Molecule: messenger RNA, 5038 nt
Organism: Musa acuminata AAA Group (dessert banana)
Lineage: Eukaryota; Viridiplantae; Streptophyta; Magnoliopsida; Zingiberales; Musaceae
Product: probable LRR receptor-like serine/threonine-protein kinase At2g24230
Exons: 1
Coding region: 347-2911 (854 amino acids)
Biological process (GO): protein phosphorylation
Molecular function (GO): protein binding; protein kinase activity; ATP binding
Source: RefSeq, a predicted model, not a curated record
CCUCCUUGUCUGUGUUUAGCCUCCGUAACAAUACAACCUCGAGCCAUCACUCUGCCCAAAAGAAUAAAAUAACUCUUCUACUUCUGCUUCUUCUUCUUCUUCUUUCUUUGCAAGCGCAAAGGACGCCCCAAAGGUGAUUCAAAAAUGGAACUUUUGGACGCCUAAAGGUGCCCAUCCAGCCUAGUCAUCUCCCUGAGGUGUGCCUCCUGACCAUUAUAAGCGUUGCGGAGAUGGCGGAUGCAGGCGACGAGGAAGGAAGGAGGUGAAAGAUCACAUCUUUCCAUGACCCAAACACAGCAAUCUCUUGUUUGCUUCCCUCUCUUGGAUUCCUAAUCCUUCCCACCAGAUGGGGAUCGGCUUCUUCUCCUUGUACCUCUCGGUUUCCCUGCUGCUGAGGUGCUCGGCCUCGCAGCAGCCGAACACGGACGCCGCCUUCGUCUCCGACUUCUUCCGGAGGAUGGGGGUGGUUCCUUCCUCCACCAGUGACAACUCCUCCGAGGUUUGUUCGUGGAGAGGAGUGUACUGCGACGGCCCAACCGAGAGAGUCAUCAGCUUGGUGGCUCCCGGCUUCGGCUUCUCCGGUCCGAUCCCCGAAACCACCAUCGGGAAGCUCGGCGUGCUCCGAGCCUUGGAUCUCAGCGGCAACGACAUCACCGCGCUCCCUUCAGAUUUCGCGGAAUUGAGUGGUUCACUCGGGCACCUCAACCUCUCCUCGAACAACAUCGCCGGAGCGAUCCCCGGCAUCAUCGGCAACUUCAAGCUGAUGGAAAGCCUCGACCUUUCGCGCAACAGCUUCUCCGGCGAGAUCCCCAGGGAGGUGGGCUCGCUGUCGAGCCUGCGGGUCCUCGACCUCAGCAGGAACUCGCUGGAGAUGAGCAUCCCGGACACGGUUCUCGGAUGCGUCUCCCUUGUCUCGCUCGAUCUUUCCCACAACAGGUUGAAUGGGAGCGUUCCUGAUGGGUUCGGUGCUGCCUUCAAGAACCUGAGCGCUUUGGAUCUCGCACAGAAUGAGAUCAGCGGGAAGAUGCCAGACUUGUCGGGGUUGGACUCCAUCUCCUACCUCAAUCUCUCCCGCAAUCGUUUCCGAGACUUGGUUCUUGGUGGAUUCCGGGAGCCAUUGCAGGUCGUGGACCUGAGCAAGAACCAGUUCCACGGCCUCAUCUCUCAGGUAAACCGCAGCACCACCUCCAACUGGACUUCUCUGGUGUAUCUCGACAUGUCCAUGAACCAACUCGGCGGAGAGUUCUUCCCCGGUCUGGGAGAUCUGAGGUCACUGAAGCAUCUCAAUCUUGCGUUCAACGAGUUCUCCUCCCAAGAAUUGCUUCACAUCCAACUGCCUUCUGCUCUAGAAUACCUGAACUUGUCGGGAACCGAUCUCGCCGGCCGAAUUCCACCUGACAUCUCUCAAUUGCUUGACCUCAAGGUGUUAGAUCUUUCUCAGAAUCAUAUCACCGGCAACAUUCCCGAGCUGAUCACCCGAAACCUGCAAGUGAUAGACCUCUCGGUGAACAAUCUCACAGGUGAAAUCCCACAGUCCUUACAACAGAAGUUGUCCGGUAUGGAAAGGUUCAAUCUUUCCUACAACAAUCUCACCUAUUGCGGCGAGAAAUUCUCACCGGAAACUCUCCGUUCAUCGUUUAUCGGCUCGCAGAGUGACUGCCCCAUUGCGGUAAAUCCAGAUGGUAUUGGAUCCAAGGGAAGCAGACACGAGAAUUUCAAGCUAGGCUUGGCCAUAGCUUUUUCGGUGUUCUUCCUGUUAGCAGGGCUGAUCUGCCUCGCCCUUGCUUGCCGAAAGAGGAGCAGACCCUGGGCGGUGAAGCAGCCAUCGUUCGAGGAGGAGCUAAAUGCCUCAGGCCCCUUCUACUUCCAGGCAGAUUUCUCAACUUGGGUUGCAGAUGUCAAGCUUCCUACCUCAGUUCCUGUCGUCAUCUUCGAGAAGCCAUUGCUGAGCUUCACCUUCGCUGAUCUCUUGAAUGCGACCUCCAAUUUCGACAGAGGAACCUUACUCGCAGAAGGAAGGCUUGGACCGGUGUACCGAGGAUUUCUACCGGGAGGCAUUCAUGUGGCCGUGAAGGUUUUGGUCCACGGAUUAACAGUGACGGACCAGGAAGCUGCAAAGGAGCUCGAGCGGCUUGGCCAGAUCAAGCACCCCAAUUUAGUGCCAUUAACCGGCUACUGCUUGGCCGGGGAUCAAAGGAUCGCCAUCUAUGAUUACAUGGAGAACGGGAACCUACAGAAUCUGCUCCAUGAUCUACCACUGGGUGUGCAAUCAACCGAAGACUGGACCAGUGAUACAUGGGAGCAAGAGAAUCCUGGCACGCAAAGCAUCACGACCGAAGGAAUGACUACUUGGAGAUUCCGGCAGAAGAUUGCAUUAGGUGCUGCAAGGGCGCUGGCAUUUCUCCAUCACGGAUGCUUCCCCCAGAUGGUUCACAGAGAUGUGAAAGCAAGUAGCAUUUAUCUUGAUUCGGCAAUGGAGCCCAGGUUAGCUGAUUUCGGACUAUCGAACCUGGUUGGGACAAGCAUGGAAGGCGGCAUGGCUCGUUUUUCACCAGGCUAUGCUCCUCCAGAGUUCUCGGAGUCUGAAAACACAUUGGCAACAACAAAAUCGGAUGUCUACGGGUUCGGGGUAGUUCUGUUUGAACUCCUCACGGGGAAGAAACCGAUCGGAGAUGAAUAUGCCGAAGACAAGGAGACUACUUUGGUCAGUUGGGCAAGGGCAUUGGUGAGGAGAAAGGAGCUCGCAAGAUUAAUCGAUCCAAAGAUGCGGGAAACAGGAGCAGAGAAACAAAUGGAGGAAGGGCUGAGGAUUGCUUAUCUGUGUACAGCUGACUUGCCGUCGAAGAGGCCAUCCAUGCAGCAGAUUGUGGGUCUUCUCAAGGACAUUGAGCCUGUUUCUGUUUGGCAUUGAAUUGAAUUGAAUUGCAGAGCUUCCAUUCAGGUGUUUGCAUUUCCCUACUACUCUGCAGCUCUCUCCAAAUCAACUGUAUGAUCUACUACCUCUGAAACUGAAGCUCAGUUUUUCUUUCGUCUUCUUUUUUAUUGGGCUAUCAUUGUGGUCUCAGUAUGCCACCAUAAAAUAGAAAGAUGGAACCCUCAGGUUACAUUCUCACAGAACUUGUUAUAACUUCCUUGGUUUGUCCUUGCAUUCUUUUCUUCUAUGACAAAUUACUUGCCAUCAAACUAGUAUUAUGUCUUUUUGUCCAUCAAACCUUCUUCUUCGACUUGCGAGUGUCAGCUUCUGGCUUUUGUGUUUGAUUUUGGUAGAUUGCAACUGUUUUUGUUUGAGGAAAAUCCUUUAUCAGCUCACCAGAUGUUAAUCCUUGUCAUGUAGUAUUAGCGAAAAUUGAAUCGGAACAUGUUUGACAUAAUUAAUCUGCCAUCUUUGUAUCGAUUAAUGAUUUAAAAUGCUAAGCAAAACCAAAAGUUUGACAACUAGGAUAAGUAAUAUUUCCAAGUCGAAAAAAUCAAUCAACCUACUGGCCUCUUAAUAUGCCACAUAUUCCAAAAAGCAAACAACUGAGCAGAUUAUUUUGAAUCACCUUCUCUUAUCUUAAUGCCUUUUUGCCUCAUAUGUAUGAAUUCCUAAGAUAGAAUAAGUACUCAAUUGAAAUAGUAUUAGGUCAACCAAAUCGGAGCAGUAGUGGUUAAACAUAAAAAGAUAAAGCCUGUUUUAUUUAAGGUUGUGAAUUUGCAUGUUCUUUUUUUUCUCUUUGUGCUGGUGAAUGAUUUCAAAUGCUAACCAAAGUUUGACAACUAGGAGUCCAGGAUAAGUAAUAUUCCCAAGUUGAAAGAAUCAAUCAACCUACUGGCCCAAUAAUAUGUAUGCCAUAUUCCAACAAGCAUACAGAAGAGCAAAUUAUUUUGAAUCAUCUUCUCAUGUCUUACCAUCUCUCAUAAUUAUUGGCUUCUAAGAUAGAGGAUUAAGUAUCCAGCAUAUAUGAUAAUUAAUCAAGGAAAUCAAAUCUGAACUUAAAGCCUAUGUUAUUCAAGGUUGUUAGUUUCAGUGUCAUGGUAACUGAGAUAAACAAUUGAAUACUCUUGAUCAAUCAAACCAUACUCACUUAUCAAAGGUCAAAAGUUCAAAGUUUCAUCGGAUAUACUUUCAAAGGUGCUAACUAGAUUAACCGACAAAGAUUUAAGUAAGUAAUAUUUAAAGUUCAAAGAUAAAAUCUCUUAUAUUUAAGUGUGUUAGUUUCAGUGUCCUGUUAACACAAUCAAUAAUCUCAUGAAAGCUUUGAUGAAGCAAACUUAAGAUUUUCUUUUUAUUAUUAUGUUUGAAGUGCAGCAAUAUUAAUUUUGGCCACAGGAAGGCACUAAAAUUCUUCCCCCCCAAUGAAUGAUCUUAUCUUACAUUGGUCCACUAUGAACAGUUAUUCUUGGACUCUCAUGCAAGAAGCAUGUGUCAAGUAGUAGUUUCAAAUCAUUAGAUGAGAGCUGUGUUCAGCUUAUUUAUUCUUUUAUAUCAGACUCGCAAAUCAUACUCCUUCUUACUCAUUAAACCUUGUGUAGCCACACAUCAGAGUUAAUGCAGAAAUGCCUUGUAGUGUGAUGUGCAGUAUAAUAAAAUCCCUGUCGCCUGCAUUAAAAAACAUUAGGUAUGAGCACUCAUGAUGGCAAACCAAACACACCGUUGUUUACUUAAUGGCUUGGUUGGUGUGCAUGUUUGAUGUCUUUGACUUCCAUGAGCAUUUCAAGGAGGUUACCUUUAAGAAGUGGGAACAGCUGAUGCACUCUUCAUCUUGUCCUUGUCAUAACUUCGAAUUUCUCAUUCGAUUUUGUAUCCUUUUCCCUCUCUCUCUCUCUCUCUCUCUCUCUCUUCUUAGGAAGGUUUGAUGGCCCAAACAUAUCAGCAGUCAGAGGCAGCAGCAGCAGCAUCCUCGAGCGUGUUCAGUCAGGCAUUUAGUGGGGGAGGUGCAGUAAUAGCAAAAGUGAAGAGGUUGGUAUCAGGCGAUCAUCAUAAAUUCUACUGGUGUUGGGUUGUGCACCUGCGAAGUAUACAAAGACGUGAAACACAGUGCCAAGUGACAUGGUGAGG